AUGUGGUCACUCCGGCAAACGAAAUUGAUACGCCCACCCGCAGGAACUGAUCCCUCUGCACCUCGGCAAAGGGAUCCAUGGUAUGUAUACAAACUGGCUGCAUUUGUGUCCCUAGGUGCUCUGCUGUUUGGCUACGACCAAGGAGUCAUGGGUGUCAUUGUCGCCGAUCAACGGUUCAAGGAUUUGAUGCGUCCUAAGAAUUCAUCUGAUUGCAACUCAGGGGUGACUGGUGCUAUUGUUUCAAUGUACGAUGUAGGUUGCUUCAUUGGCGCCAUGUCCACCGGUAGUCUUUCGGAUCGGUAUGGCCGUGAGAGAAUGUUGGCUAUUGCGAGCGUCGUCUUCGUUAUUGGUGCAGUCCUACAAGCUGCCUCGUACACAGUUGUCCAAAUACCAGCCUUUCACCAUAUAUACCAUUUUCUGACAAACACAUGGAUCAUUGGCCGUAUAGUCUUGGGCUAUGGUGUUGGGGGAUGUGCGGCAGGGGUACCCCUGUAUCAAUCUGAGAUCGCUCCUCCAACCCUCCGAGGGAGAUUGAUUGGAAUAGAGCAAAUGGUUCUGUGCACUGGUGAGCUGUGUGCAUUCUGGAUGAACUAUGGGUUCAAUUACCUCUCGACUAAACACUGGUGGCGCAUUCCCUUGGCAAUUCAAAUUCUUCCGGCCAUUGUUCUGGGGAUAGGUUGCUGGUUCUGGGUCUUGCCAAGUCCACGGUGGCUUGUCACUCAGGACCGACACGACUGUGCUCGCGAGGUAUUGAUUAGAUUACACGGUCCAGAGGCUGCAGUGGUAGAACUCGAGCAGAUCCAGGAAACAAUGCGCCUAGAGAAGCACACCAAAGCAUCUUGGACAGGAAUGUUUAAAAUCCCUAUCCUGCGGCUAACCCUCCUUGGUUGUGGGAUUCAAGGCUUCCAGCAAGUCACGGGCACGAAUUCAAUCCUUUACUACACGCCGACACUCUUUGAAAAGGGUGGUAUUACCGAUCCUCGCACCGCAAACCUGGCGACAGGAGGCGUUGGGAUCGCACUGUUCGUCAGUGCAUGGAUACCCAUCUUCUUCUUUGACCGUCUGGGGCGCAAAGUAUGGCUCCAGAUUGGGACCGUAGGAAUGAUGCUAGCCAUGGUCGGAAUCGCAGUAUUGCAAUGGCAUGCGGGUGAGAGCCCCGGGUCAAAGGGUAACUAUGCGAUUGUGGUCUUUCCCUAUCUGUUCUAUAUCUUCUUCAACAUUAGCUGGGGUGUCGCGGCCUGGACCUAUCCGUCAGAAAUAUUCCCGCUGUCCAUGCGUGCAAAGGGCAACGCACUUGCAACUUCCGCUAAUUGGACCAUGUGCUAUAUCGUUGCCCAGGCUUCGCCACCAGUUGCAGAUGCAAUCGGGUGGGGCCUUUACGUUGUUUAUGCCGCUAUAUGUGUCAUCGCUUUCAUUUUCGUCCGCUUUGCGCUAGUUGAGACGAGGAAUCGGUCGCUAGAGGAUAUGAACCGGCUUUUCGGGCUGCAAGGCUAUUUCGCAGAAGGUGAAGCUGCCACUGCAGAGGAAAUUUUUGUAGCCAAAAAUGCUUCGGCGGAGCACAUUGAAGAGAGCACUAAUUUUGCAGGUCCGUCAUAG
Aspergillus oryzae RIB40 is the source of this 1596-nucleotide messenger RNA. RefSeq names its product sugar porter family MFS transporter. Gene Ontology annotation, molecular function: carbohydrate:proton symporter activity. Gene Ontology annotation, cellular component: membrane. NCBI's taxonomy places the organism in Eukaryota, Fungi, Ascomycota, Eurotiomycetes, Eurotiales, Aspergillaceae. The record is from RefSeq and is a predicted model, not a curated record. Gene Ontology annotation, biological process: transmembrane transport; carbohydrate transport.